CCCGCAUAUCCUUUUCUAGGUUGGAUUUGUUGGGUUCUCAUCAUCUAUGUUGUUUUGUUAAUACUCAAGUGUUUUCCGCUCUAGAGAAAUGUCAUAACACAAUAUAUCAUGCAUACCUUCAAUAAAUACCUGCCUGUGACUAUUUACAUGUGGAUUUUGGGCUCCUCUCUCAGUUAUGCAGGCUCAAGCCUAUGGGGGAAGAAGGCGGACUUUACUGCCCAAUCCUGUGUUUGGCAGCUGAAUAAAUAUACUAUCAUCCCAUCUUUAGAAGAACUGAGUGUCUGCAUCAACCUUAUGAGAAAGAUUAGCACUUCCAAAUGGACGGCUUUUGACUACAAAGGUUCAGGGCAACAUCACAUUGAGCUUGGCUUAGCUGGAAAUAUGGGCAAUGUGAUAGCCUCUCUUUUCGGAGAAGAAUGGAAAGUUGCUUAUGACAUUCCCCUAAACACGUGGCACACAGUUUGUCUGACGUGGUCGAGUCACAUUAGGCUUUUCCAAGUGAUCAUUAAUGAAAAAGUUUUUGAAUUUCACUUGAAUGAAACGUCACCCAGGUUCCUGGCCGCAAAUGGUACCCUGAGUUUGGGAGUGUCACAUAAUGUUGUUGGAGAUACUAUUGAUUAUGAGACCGGGAAGAACUUCCUAGGGGACAUGGCCUUGUUUCGGAUGUGGGGAGUGCAGUGGAGUCCACAGCAGCUGAAUGCAUGCAGAUGUGCAGAUGGGAAUAUUGUGACUUGGAGAGAGCAAGACUGGGAUUAUCAGACGUGUCCACCAAAACAGGAAGACAAUUUUAUGUGUGCAUCGUCAAAAUAUAAAAUUCAAAUGACCGUAUCUAUACAAAGUAACAAUAAUGAUAACACUGAAAAUGAUAUCCAGGAGAUUGUUUUAAUCUGGCUGAACAACGUUUUUACUGAGAACAUAUCAGUGCAUUCUGUGUUCCUGACAAAUUUAAGCUCUCAAACUAAGGCUGGUUUAGCUGGACAAAAUAAGGAAAUUCAGGAUACUGGAAAGCCACGAGUCAAGCCACAAUGGUUUGAUUGUUUGGUGUUUGUGAGAGUGACACCUGAAGCUGAUGUGAGUGAAACAGUCACUAUGAUUCAGAACCUGUUAAAACCCCACUAUACCUACAACAACACUGUCCUCAAAGCAAACCCAUCGUCUAUAAACAUCCUCUCAGUAGCUGUCUUUCCCAAUGAGACUUCAAAUCCUGCUUUGACCACUGUUGCACCAGGCUUGUCUCAAACCACAAAUAGUCCUGACAUAGGAAGAACAAAUAUUACAACAUCAGGAACUCACACAACAUCACAAACAAUGGCAAUGGAUAAUAUCUGUUCAAUCACUGUAGACUUCAUUUCAAACAGAGAUUUUGGAGACAUUUUUUAUAGAGUUUAUCUCAAUCUAACAAUGAGUGGCAGCAUCGCAGACCCUCAACACACUAUACAGCAAUGGGUUCAUCAAACACUGGGAAACUGCAACUUGAACGUUUGGAAUCUUGUGAUAAAAGGAGCUCCUAAGUACCUCACUACUUUUCAGGUUCAGGCAAUGGCACCAGUGAAUGUCACAGCAACAGAGAAUCUGAUUUUUAAACUCUUGAUAAAAGGAUACACCAGUGCUACCAUCAAUAUCACUGUCCCGACUGGUGAAGUCAAAAUCAGCCAUAUAGAUCCAGGCGUUUGUCCAGAGGAGACCAUGCUCACAAUGUAUGGUAUAUAUGUGUGGCCCGAAAUGACGGCUCAAAGCGAAUAUAGCAUGGGGUGUGUGAGAGGGAGUGAAAGUGCUACAAGGUUUUGUAAAUUGAAUGGUGCUGACAAAGCAGUGUGGGAUGAUCCAGACAUGAGCAAGUGUGUCAGGACGGAUUCAGAUUUUGAUGACUUGGAAAAUAUUACAGUUACAGCUGACAACUCACCAGACAUUGUGGACAUGAUUGAGGAUCUUUUAAGUAAACAAACAGAUCUGAAUGAUGCUCAGCUGGACAUUGUGCUUGAAAAACUGCUCGAGGUCACUGAGGUUGGAACCUUGACCACAGACCUGGCCAGUGACAUUACUAAAAUCAUUUCAGAUAUCUGUUAUAUCACAACUAGUCCCACCCAAGUCAACAAAAUUCUUUCUAUUACAGAGCAUAUGGGAGACAGGACGGUGUUUGAGGGAGAUGCUUAUAACAUGACAGCACGUUCAUUAGCACUUCAGCUGAUCAACCAUGACACCUCUCAGUUCCAGGGCCUCACAUUCGAGGUGUCCUCCAUACUAAAUGAUAGCACCCCUGAGAUUUUUUAUGACAAGAACUUUACAGAGCAUCCAGACACAAAAACUCUAGCGUUUAUAUCCUUACCUCAUACAAUUGAGUGCUUUUUUCCACACAAUGGAACCAGUCCUCGCAUACAGUUCCAUUUUUAUGGCGUAGAAAAUUUAUUCAAGGACCCUACAGCCAACAUGAUGCUCAACUCUUAUGUGGUGUCUGCCAGUGUCACCAAUGCCUCAGUGACAAACCUUGAGAUCCCAGUGAUGGUCACUUUGCGCCAUCUCCAAAACAAAGAGGAUUUGGACACUGUUAAGUGUGUCUACUGGGACUUCAGCAAAAACAAUGAGAAUGGUGGAUGGAACGAUACAGGAUGUAAAACAGUAAAGUCAAAUGCCACUCAUACGUCCUGUUCCUGUGAUCACCUAACACAUUUUGGAGUUCUUCUGGAUAUCUCUAAAACCCCAAUAAGCGAGGAAGAUGAAAGGAUUCUGACUAUCAUCUCAAACCUGGGCAGUGGCAUAUCAUCUAUCUUUCUUGGAGUCACACUGUUAACCUAUCUGGCCUUUGCGAAACUGAGGCGAGACUACCCUUCAAAGAUCCUUAUUAACCUCUCUGUGGCCUUGCUCGGGUUGAACAUGCUGUUUCUCGUCAACUCCUGGUUUGCCUCUUUUAACAGCUAUGCCAUCUGUAUUACCGUAGCGGCCUUUCUACAUUACUUCUUCCUGGCUACCUUUCUUUGGAUGGGACUGGGUGCAAUCAACAUGUAUCUGGCCUUGGUCAAGGUCUUUAAUUCAUACGUGCCAUCUUACAUCCUCAAAUUCUGUGCACUUGGAUGGGGUUUACCUCUGCUGGUUGUUAGUUUGGUGCUUGCCAUUGAUAUAAAUUCAUAUGGCAUGGCCGUCUCCAGGACACAUCUCCAAGAAUUCUGCUGGAUAAAGAAUGAUCUGACCUUUUAUGUGACUGUGGUUUCCUUCGUGGCCCUGGUCAUGGUCUCUAACAUCUGCGUGUUUGCCGAGGUACUGGUACAGAUCCGUAAAAUGCGGGUCAAUAAGCCCUCCAGCAGCCAAAAAGGGUUCCUGCAUGACCUCCGAGUGGUGGCCAGUCUCACGUUUUUGCUGGGACUUACCUGGAUACUAGCCUUCAUCGCCUGGGGCCCGGCCAAAUCACCCCUGCUGUACCUGUUCUCCCUCCUCAACAGUCUUCAAGGUUUCUUUAUCUUCCUGUUUUACUGUCUGAUGAAAGACAACGUGAGGAAGCAGUGGAGGAUACAUCUCUGCUGUGGAAGAUUCAGACAGACUGAACACUCAGACUGGAGCCGUUCUGUGACACUGGGGGCCAAAGCGAAAGCUGGGUUAAAAGUCUCCUCACCGUCCAUGAAUUCAGAGACUACAAGUGAAAGGAAGAUCUCUGAUAUCUCAAACCCCAGGAAAAGCCAUGAAGGUGUUUUCUUGACACACGACAGAAAACAAUAAAAGGGGAUGGUAGAAAAUUCUUUUUUGUGUUUAUGUUUAUGUUAAAUGACAUCUUUGAAAAUUUACAGCAAAAAUUCAUGAAAAUUUUCAUUUUAGCUUUACUGUCAUUAUUUCACUGACAGAAAUUGAUUUUUUUUUAUUUCUUCCAGAGAGAUGAAUUAAUGAGUUCAUCUGUUUAAAUGUAUAAUGGAGUCAUUCAAGUCUGAUAUCUAUACAUCUGUAUAAUAACAGCACUUUUUUCCUGAAUUACUAUGUUAGUAACUUUUGCUUCAGACUAUCAGUAUUAAACAAGACUAGCAGCUUUUUUCCCCUGCCAACUUUAAAACAUUGUAGUAGGAAAUCAUUUAAGGCUCAUCCAGAGGUUUGUUCAUACAGUAAUACUCUACAGUAACAGGGUUUUGGUUGACAUGUCUAAAGUAUGUUUGUGUUACAAUGUGCAUACAUGCAUUGAGAUAAAUUACUGUGACAUUAAUAAUGAAAUGAAUGACGAAUAAAAUGUUAUCUGAUCUACAGUGUCAACGGGGAAAUGAAGUAAAACAACGUCCUAAAA
Molecule: messenger RNA, 4258 nt
Organism: Labeo rohita (rohu)
Lineage: Eukaryota; Metazoa; Chordata; Actinopteri; Cypriniformes; Cyprinidae
Gene: adgrg4a
Product: adhesion G protein-coupled receptor G4a
Exons: 27
Coding region: 109-3708 (1199 amino acids)
Biological process (GO): adenylate cyclase-activating G protein-coupled receptor signaling pathway; cell surface receptor signaling pathway
Cellular component (GO): membrane
Molecular function (GO): G protein-coupled receptor activity
Source: RefSeq, a predicted model, not a curated record